AUGGACAAACGUUCGGUGCGAGCACCCCAUGCUAGGACGACAUCGAUAAGCUUGCAACAGCCGGGCAAGAGGGCCACCGACCGGCUGCCAACUACUGACGAGUUUGACAAUGAGGACGAGAGUAGCGACGCCGAGUCCCUGAAGUCGAAGGGUGGCGACUCCGACAACCCGACAUGGAUGUCGCUACCCCGGAAGGACCAGCUGGCGAUCCUUUUUCUAAGCCGCCUAGUUGACUUCCUGCAAGUCGCUUCGCUGCAGGCGUACGUGUUCUAUCAGCUGAAAAGCCUCGAUGGCACGCUGUCCGACGCCCAGGUCUCAAGCCAGGCCGGCAUCUUACAGGGCGCCUUCACUGGUGCGCAGGUCUUGACGGCGUUUUUAUGGGGCAAAGCUGCCGAUGCUAGCUGGUGCGGACGAAAACGCGUGCUACUCAUCGGGCUCCUUGGAACCGCCAUAUCGUGUCUGGGCUAUGGGUUUGCGACUAGCUUUGCCUGGGCGGUAUUUUGGCGUGCAGCUGGUGGUGGCAUCAACGGCACCGUUGGAAUCAUACGGACCAUGAUAGCCGAGAUCACCGUAGAAAGAAAGUAUCAAUCCAGAGCGUUCUUGAUAUUGCCGAUCAGCUUCAGCGUGGCAAAUACACUAGGACCUUUAAUGGGUGGCUUGCUGGCAGAUCCGGUAUCGACGCUUCCUCAAUACUUUGGCGAAGAUGCCGUCUUCGGCUUUGACUGGAUUGAAAAGUACCCCUAUGCCCUCCCUAGCGUUCUGAAUGCCGUCACCUUAACCAUCACGACUUUGAUCGUGUUCUUUGCUCUCGAGGAGACAUCGAGCAAGAGAAAGGGCAAGGAAGACGUCGGAUUGCGCCUCGCAGCCCAGAUCAAGGCCAAGUUAUUCGGCAAACCCGCUGUCCAGGAUGGUGGCUAUUACAAGCUGCAGACACUGGAUAGCCUCGACACUCUAUUAGGGAGUGGCAAGGAAAGCGACGAGUUCUCCCCUCCCGUAGUCCACGCACCGAAGAAACGGCAAUCGUUACCGUUCCGCCACGUGUGGACGCGAAACGUCAUAUUCACUCUCAUCACCGAAGCGUUUUACGACUUCCAGCUCGGCGCCUUCACCAACUUAUGGACGCUCUUCCUCUCCUCGCCGCGCUCUUCGCCCAUCGAGGCCGCGUCUCGUUCACUCCCGUGGGUGUUCACGGGGGGGCUGGGUAUGCCCGCGUCGACCGUCGGCGUUGCCACGUCUAUCCUAGGCAUACUGGGCAUGGCGCUGCAGAUCUUCCUGUAUCCCCCGGUGCACGCGCGCCUCGGGACCCUGCGCGGCUUCCGGUGGUUCCUGCCGCUCUUCCCCGUCUCGUACUUCCUCGCGCCCUACCUCGCCAUCCUCCCCUCGACAUCCGAACCACCGGCGCCUGCGUCGGGCCCCGCGAUCUGGAUCUACAUGACGCUGGUCCAGUUCCUGCAGGUCACGGCGCGCACGAUCACGCUACCCGCUAGCAUCAUCCUGCUGAACAACUGCAGCCCGCACCCGAGCGUCCUGGGUCUCGUCCACGGCCUCGGGCAAAGCGUGUCGGCGGGCUUCCGGACGGUAGGCCCGGUCGUCGGCGGGUGGUGGUAUGGCGCGGGCUUGGAAGCCGGGAUGGUGGGCGCGAGCUGGUGGGCCGUCGCGCUUGUGGCGGCUAUGGGCUGCAUGUCCGCCAUGCUUGUUUACGAGGGAAGCGGCCAUGAAAUCCUGCUUGACGGCGAGGCGGAUGAAGAUAUCCAGGAAUAGACAGAC
Messenger RNA from Hypoxylon fragiforme, 1767 nucleotides. Its product is annotated as MFS general substrate transporter. The record is from RefSeq and is a predicted model, not a curated record. The transcript has 4 exons. Gene Ontology annotation, biological process: transmembrane transport. Gene Ontology annotation, molecular function: transmembrane transporter activity. NCBI's taxonomy places the organism in Eukaryota, Fungi, Ascomycota, Sordariomycetes, Xylariales, Hypoxylaceae. The coding region runs from base 1 to 1761 and encodes 586 amino acids.